Molecule: messenger RNA, 963 nt
Organism: Trachemys scripta elegans
Lineage: Eukaryota; Metazoa; Chordata; Testudines; Emydidae
Product: C-C motif chemokine 4-like
Exons: 3
Coding region: 303-578 (91 amino acids)
Biological process (GO): cellular response to tumor necrosis factor; inflammatory response; monocyte chemotaxis
Cellular component (GO): extracellular region
Molecular function (GO): chemokine activity; CCR chemokine receptor binding
Source: RefSeq, a predicted model, not a curated record
AGAUAGGAUAUGAACAAUCAUGCUCAAGGCAGCUCCUCCCCUUCACUGGUGAAGUAACAGCAAAUUAUGACUCAAAUCUUAGCCCUUCGCAGCCACUCAGUUUUUCCUGCAGUCGGCACAACGGCACCCUGACAUCAGCUGACCACCGCACUGGAAAUUCCCUCGCAAUCUCCCUCCGCUUUGCCCCCCAGGCGCCUAUAAAAGGACAGAUUGCCCUUGGGUGCAGCAUCAGAAGGAGAAGGAGUGUUCAAGAGUCCCUGGUCUGCUUCUGCUCCUGACGCUCAUCCUCACCCAACAGCAACAUGAAGGUCUCCGUGGCUGCCCUCGCCGUUCUCCUCAUCGCUGCCUUCUGCUCGCAGGCCUCCUCUGCCCCAAUUGGCUCCGAUCCCCCGACUGCCUGCUGCUUUAGCUACACAUCCCGGAAGAUCCCACGCGGCUUGGUGGUGGAUUAUUAUGACACCAACAGCAUGUGCUCCCAGACGGCCAUAGUAUUUAUCACCAAGAAGGGCCGUGAAGUCUGUGCUAACCCCAAAGAGGACUGGGUUCAGGAGUACGUGACCCAUCUGGAAAUGAAGUGAGCAGAGCAGGGGACAGACCAGGGACCAAGCCUUGCCCAGCAAUGAAAGUGUUCAUGUUCAAAGGGCACCCUUCCUGCUGGUGCAUCUAGUGUUAGUGCCACUUGCUGGCUUAGUGGAAAUAACCUGACAUAUAUACAUGUAUUUAAAAUAUUAUUUCAAUCUAUUUAAGAAAUCUAAUUUGCACUGAAACCUGAGCUAAACGGUGUACUAUUUCUAGAUUAGUACCCGGGGGGUUGGGGGCAGGUCACAUGACAUGGCUCCCUUCACAGCUCAAAUGUGAAGAUUAUUUAAUAUAUUUUAUAUCAAACGGAACGUUUCCUGUAAUACUGAGCUAUGUGAUUUGAUGGAAUGCUGAACGUAGAUGAUGAAGAAUAAAUAUUUUUAU